Messenger RNA from Perca fluviatilis (European perch), 5455 nucleotides. RefSeq names its product O-GlcNAcase (gene oga). NCBI's taxonomy places the organism in Eukaryota, Metazoa, Chordata, Actinopteri, Perciformes, Percidae. The record is from RefSeq and is a predicted model, not a curated record. Gene Ontology annotation, molecular function: beta-N-acetylglucosaminidase activity. The transcript has 18 exons. Bases 370 to 3132 code for a protein of 920 amino acids. Gene Ontology annotation, biological process: glycoprotein metabolic process.
CUAUGAGCAUGCGCACUCGGUGUAAACAGGAAGAACUGACUGAAAACCAGGGCAAAUCUAGCAUAAAGAGAAGAAAAUGAUCGGACAAAAACGAACGAAUAUCUUAUUUUCCCUUAUAUAUUAACCACCAUAAAUGUUGUCCUAUAACACCUGAUGGUAAUUUCGAUUACAUCGUGUAGAAGCAGUUGCUACGUUUUCGACAUUUUUGAUAGACGGUAUUAACGUUAACGUUAGACAGACAGACAGACAGUGACGCGAUUUAUUUCCUCCAGGCUUUGCUUGGCGAAUUUGUCUGCUGAACAACAGACCUAAAACAUAACUCGCUGCAUUCUGAAUUUGGCGACUUUACACCGAGGGAAAUCUCUAACAAUGGUUCAAAAAGAUAAGACGCUGGAGACGCCUCAAGUGGACGGUGAGCCUAGUCCCAGCCCAGUCUCCGGAGAUGCUUGUGCAGAGGCCCCCGGCCCGGGUGAUGAGUGCGGCAUUGGAGUCGAACCGACGGCCCACAGGAAAUUCAUCUGUGGAGUCGUGGAAGGCUUUUAUGGCCGACCAUGGACAAUGGAACAGAGGAAAGAGUUGUUCACAAGGCAGCAGAAAUGGGGACUGAAUACGUAUCUUUAUGCACCCAAAGAUGACUACAAACACAGAAUGUUCUGGAGAGAGUUGUACUCUGUGGAAGAAGCAGAGCAACUCAUGACUUUAAUUGGUGCCGCUAAGGAGCGUGCGAUAGAGUUCAUCUAUGCUAUUUCCCCUGGACUGGACAUCACCUUCUCCAAUCAGAAAGAGGUGUCUGCACUCAAGAGGAAACUCGAUCAGGUCACUCACUUCGGCUGCAAGUCAUUUGCCUUACUUUUUGACGAUAUUGACCAAAACAUGUGCCCCGCUGACAAAGAGGUGUUCAGCUCAUUUGCACACGCUCAGGUUUCCAUUACCAACGAAAUCUACCAGUACCUGGGAGAGCCUGAAACCUUCCUCUUCUGUCCCACAGAGUACUGUGGAACAUUCUGCUACCCAAAUGUCCCUCAGUCCCCUUACCUCCACACAGUAGGAGAGAAGCUUCUGCCUGACAUUGAAGUGCUAUGGACAGGCCCCAAGGUGGUGUCCAAAGAUAUAACCGUGGAGUCAAUUGAAGAGGUGUCAAAAAUCCUAAGAAGAGCCCCUGUGAUCUGGGACAACAUUCACGCCAAUGAUUAUGACCAGAAGAGGCUUUUCUUGGGUCCAUACAAGGGCCGCUCCACAGAGCUCAUCCCCAGGCUGAAGGGAGUCCUCACCAACCCUAACUGCGAGUUUGAGUCCAACUUUGUAGCAAUCCACACUCUGGCCACGUGGUAUAAGUCAAAUAUGAACGGCGUGCGCAAGGAUGUGGUCAUGAAUGGCGAGGACAGCACAGUGUCCAUUCAGAUCAAGUUAGAGAAUGAAGGCAGUGAUGAAGAACUGGAGACAGACAUGCUCUACAGCCCGCAGCUUGCUCUAAAACUGGCUCUCACCGAAUGGCUCGAGGACUUUGUUGUGCCACAUCAAUACAACAGCCGACAGGUGCCUCAGAGUGGUGCCAAAAGCACAGCCAUCGACGUGUCAUCAAUGGCUGCUUCCUCUCUCUGCUCUUCCACAACAGUCACAACUGUGUUCCAGCAGCCCAUCAUGUCUCCGGCCAUGCCGACUCUCGGUCUGGAUCCACUCUCACACCCCAUGGCAAAAAGACCUGGGGAGGUAGAGGAGGUGGAGGUGGAGAAGAAGGAUUCAGAUGAGGAGCCCAUGGAGAUGGUGGUUGAGAAGCUUGAUGAGCCAGAGCCAGAAGCAGAAGCUGACCCAGAGGAGAAGCAGAUUGGUCCUAUCUUAGCUGACAAGAUGGCUGAGGACCUGAAGCCCAUGGAUACAGACAAGGAGAGUCUGACAGAGUCAAAGUCCCCUGAAGGGUCUAUCCAGGAGGACCCUGGGAGUGAUAUUGCCCCUAUGCAGACAGAUGAUCAGCUCAAGCAGGAUGUGUUUGUCCCUGGGCCCAACGAGAAGACCCUGUUUACAGCAGAGCCCCUCACACUGGAGGACCUGACCUUGCUGGCAGAGCUCUUCUAUCUGCCUUAUGAGCAUGGACCGAAGGCCAUUCAGAUGUUAAAGGAGUUUAACUGGCUAAGAGCCAACAGCAGCGUUGUCAGUGUCAACUGCAAGAGAAAGGAAACUGAAAAGGUAGAAGAAUGGCAAUUAAGGGCAGAGAAGUUUGAGGAGAUGUGCUGCUCAGUCAUCCAGAUGUUCACACGGCUGUCCAAUUCAGCCAACCGCACCAUCCUUUACGACCUCUACUCUUACAUCUGGGACAUUAAGAGCAUCAUUUCUAUGGUCAAGUCUUUUGUCCAAUGGCUAGGGUGUCGUAGUCAGUCCUCAGCACAAUUCCUUAGAGGAGACCAAGAACCCUGGGCCUUUAGGGGCGGUCUAGCAGGAGAGUUCCAGAGAUUGUUGCCAAUAGAGGGGGCAAACGAUCUUUUCUACCAACCUCCACCUGCAAUGCCAACAUCCAAAAUCUAUUCCAUAAGGCCAUACUACCCCAAAGAUGUGACUGCGAUUUAUAAAAUCUGUAAAGAAAUGUACUGUGAAGGAAUGGAGGAUAUUCCAGUCUCUGAUAAGGAUCCUGACCUCAUAGGAGACAGGUUAGUCGGAGGUCUCCUGGCACUGAGUUCAGACUACGGGUUUGUGCUAGAGGACGAUGAAGGGAUCUGCGGUUAUGCUCUUGGCACUGUGGAUGUCCAGCCCUUUGUCAAGAAAUGCAAGUUGAACUGGAUUCCCUUCAUGCAAGAGAAAUACCUCAAACCUGACUGUGAGAAGGACCUCACAGAGGCUGAGAAGAUGAUGCUGAGUUUCCACGAAGAGGAGGAGGGUCUUCCAGCCUCUUUCCUCUCCAACUUCCCCUCUCUCAUCAAGGUUGACAUUCACGCCAAGGUCACUGACCCCAGUGUGGCCAAAAGCAUGAUGGGAUGUCUUCUAUCUUCUCUUAAGGCCAAUGGUUCCCUAGGUGCGUUCUGUCAGGUUCGUCAGACUGACAAGAGAAUGUUGGACUUCUACGGUAAGCUGGGAUGCUUUGAAGUGGCCAAAAUGGAAGGCUUUCCCAAAGAUGUCAUCAUUAUGGGACGAAGCCUAUGAAGAAACGUCCUGCUUCAAUAAAAGACAGACAGAGAGCAAGUCAACGUGGCUUAACCAUGUUUGCUACGUUCAUGAGAAAAACUUCCAUGAUGAUUUUAUACUACAUUACUAUCUGGGCUAGCCCCGGGAAACCUCUUUUUACCUUAGAUGUUAUGGCUCUGUUGGAUUCAGCAGAUCCAAAGCUAAAAGGCCGAGGAGUGAUCUGUAAUCAGUUGAUUUGAGCCAACGUGGAAGAGUGGCACUCCAGCAAUGAUUGUGGGGUCCCACUUCUCGUAUACCUCCAGGAGGCAGGAAGUGAUAACUCCAUAAGCCUUUUUUCUGAUUUAAUCCAGUAAUCACUACAUGAAUAUUGCCUGCAUGCCCUAAUGCAAAGUGUCUGUAUCUGAAAUGGAGGCAGAGCUGUGAAAUGAGGGCUGCCUGUAUCUCAGGUAGUGUCUUACUACCCCUACAUCCUGCUUUCCCCAGCUUUGGCAGAGAGCAAUAACGCAGCUGUCGAUAUAUAAGUAGGACACCUUUAUACAGGAUGUGAGGUGCUAUGUGAGAGUUUGCCUUUCAUCAUUACAUCAUGGUAUUUCCAGUUCCUCCACAAUAGACUUGGAGAAAGAGGCCUUUUACAUGCCGUGUUUCUAUCAAUGCUGUGUCUGCACUGCAAAUUGUAGCUUUUGGGGUUUGUGAAACCCUCAAUAAAAGAUCGUCAGAGACCAGCGAGGGGAAAGUAUUUGUUGAGAUUGUUAAAGACUCAUCUAGCAGGUCCUCUGAAUUUCCGUUCAAGUAGUAGUAAUAGACAUUUGGAAAGCAAUAAAAAAGCUUCCACAAGUUGACAAACAUGGUUCUCAGCCUAUUUCUGUUCAGCACUUUGCUUGUGGCCAUUUUUCUUUUCUUUUUUUUUCUUUUUAUUUUAUAAUUCAGCAGUUUUUUUUUUUUGCUUUGGGCUUUUUCCCUUUGAGCUAUUGCCUUUUGGUUCAUUGCCUUUAGAUUUUAGGUUUACAUUGCAGACCCCAGUGUCUUCUGUUUUAAAGGCUUUCUAACACAUAUCAGUCAGAUAUAGUUAUGUCAGUCACAAAUAUAGGAUUUUAGGACAUUGGCCUUGUUGCUCAAAUUCCAGAGAUGUAUUCUGACAUUGGCAGUCACAUGUCUUAGUUUUUCCCUGCCAAAAUCCUAAUUCCAGCACAAGAAUCCUUCAGUAAACCUAAACUGACUGUCAGAGAAAGUUCAGACCAUCUAAUUAAGUUAUGUCAAAUUAAUUUAAGUAGUUACUCUUUAAAAGAAUGAACUCAAAUGUACAUUUUCUGAUAGCAGUGGGACCAUAAUCUUGAUAUUCUGAUCUGCUAUUAAGGAGAAAAAUUUAACAUUUGACUGGCACCAGUUUACAUUAGAAUACAUUAGUUCAAAAUAAGUAAGAAUCCUGAAGAUUUGGAAGGAUUAAUAAUUCCCGCUGUCAAAAAGCGACUCACUUUUUUUUCUUAACCACUAAGCAGGGCUAUGUUCUUGUGUUCAUGUGCUGUGCUGAUCUUUUGCUUGUCAUUGGUAAUAGAAAGAAAAAUCAGUUUACCUCUGUUAGCUUGCAUCCCUCCAACACUGCAUACUCUCAAAUGAAUGUCUUCUCAGAUGAGCCUUGGUGAGCACCCUUGUACCCCGUCACCAAAGUGGCACUGAGCUGUAGUUGUGGGGACUUGGAGCAGAAAUCCCUAUGUAGGCCUUUUCCUAUCUGUCCAUUGAAUGUUUUAUAUGCUGACGCAUUUCCCAUUUGUUUUUGUAAAUCUUGUGUAGUUGACUUAAAAAAAAGGACUUAUAAAUAGGAGUGUUCUGUUUGUAACAUAAGGGUCAUCAGUUGCUCUUCAGUAGCUGCCUGCCAAUGUGAUGUUUUGAUACUGUGUACAUUCAUAAUGUGCAUGAGGUGUAUUGGAUUUGCCGUGGCAGUCAUUAGAAUAACCUCAUCUUAUGCUACAUAGAGGAAGAAGCAUGCCACUCAACUCUAUGAGUAUGAUACUGUAGUUCGUAGACAGUCUGUAAACACUGUCAAUCAAAAAGUGUUAUUAUUUUGUAUAUCUUCAUUGGAAUUGUGGCUAGUUUUCUGUUGUCCUUUAAGGAAUACAAAGUGCUGCCCUUGAAGGCGUGAAUCUGACCAACAGAUCUGCUGUCCCUCUUCUUAAACAACAGCAGAAUUUUCACUCUUGUUUUAAACGGUUCAUGUUGCAGUUGGUCGAUGCUCAAGCUUUCUUCCUCUUCCCACCGGUUUAAUAGAAAUGGGCUGUGACUGAGGGAAAAAGCUCAAAUUGUACAUUUUGAUUAUCUGAGUUUAGAGUGUGUGUGGGGGGGGGGG